AUGCAGUAAAAAGUUCAUCUAAAAUCGCUUGAUGAUGCAUGCGAGGAUCCGCAUCUUCAUGAAGCGAUAAAAUUGUUUUUAACAAUGAAUAAAGAAAAUCACACAAGGGAAGAACUAUAUUUUAUAUUGCAAAGAAUGGAGGAACUCCCAUACUUUAAACAAUUUGUAGCUGAAAAAUUAUAGAAAGGAACGCAAAGGAAUGACAUACUUGAAGUAUUUAUUAGGUUUUUCCUCUUAGUUGUGUUCUCGAUUGAGAAUGGAAUAUUUUAAAGGAGGAGAAGUCUUAUUCUAAGAAAAUGAUCCUUCAAACGAUAAGCUAUACAUUAUUUUUUAUGGUGAUGUUAUGCUGAUGAGAUUGAAAAAAAUGGAUUAGCUAAUGACAUUGUAAAGAUAGAACUCAGAAGCUACUCCUUAGAUUCCGAAUUAAUAACAGCAAUUUAAAAUUUCUACAAUUUUACAUGCAAAAAGACUGACUCACAAAAUAGUUAAACAUCAUAAUCAUCAUAAAGAAUCCUGCAUAAAUCAAGAGGAGAAGAAGAGGUUGGAAUAAUCGUAUGGCGAAUGUAUGCGCAUCUUAGGAGAAGGAAACGGUUUCGGUGAAAAAGCAUUGGCCGAAAAUAUCCCAAGAACUCUUACUGUUGCUUGCUAUAGUUUAGAAUCAUUCAUUGUAGUGUUGAAAAAAGAUGACUUUCUGACAUAUCAAAUGACAUUCGAAAAAACAAAAAAAGAAAAGCAAUAAUUGAUGUUUAAUAUAUUUAAGAGUAAUUAUCUCUUGGAAUAAUUUAGAUGUUAAUAACGAAUAUUCAACUUAGAGAUUGGAAAGUAUGAUUUACAGUUGCUAAACAAUUUAAUAUGAUAGAGCAACAUAGCUAACAUCAGAAGACGAAAGUGGCGAUUCCUUUUACAUAAUUAUAUCAGGUGACGUAACUGUUUAUAAAAGAGUUGAUAAUAAAAACAUUCCAUUAUGCAUUGUUUCUUAAGGACACUUAUUAGGAGAGGAAAUUGUAAUUAAUAAAACUGCCAAUUAUGAAUUCACCUCAAUAGUAACAUCUUUAUAAGCCCUCGUUAUUGUCAUAGAUUCUUAAGAAUUUAUACACAAAUUUCCAGAAGAGUGUCGAAUUCAGUUAGAACAUGAUUAUAAAUAAAAAAGUCGUAAUAGGCAGAAUUUAGUUAAACUCCUUUGUUAAAAGAAAAAGAUAGACACAAUAACAAAUGGAGUUCAAAAAGAUUAGAUUUUAAAAUUAGCAGAAAUAGAUAAUUAUUUUAUCAGCAAUCGAACUAGUUUCAACAGUGCUAAGAAAACAGAUUUAAAAUUAAAUUCAAAUUUCCUAAUGGUUUAUUCUAACCCCAGUGUUCAAAAUUAUUGUAUUCAAUCCAUUGUAGAGAAAGAAAAGGUUUUUUCUUCCAUGCAAUCAAACUUGAAUCCAAUUAUUAACAAUAACAGUGAGCCAAAUGAAUUUAAUUUAGGCAAUCUAUCAAAGGAUUACCUUAAAAGAAGAAAAUUUUUAUUUUAAUCUAAAUUGAAUUAAAAACUCCCUUUACAAAACUUUUUAAAGCCCAGUUCUAGAGUACUUCCUAUGUCAAUAAAGCGUGAUGUAAUGAAAAAUUAUAAAUCAAACAACAAAAGAAUCAAUUUCCAUUCUAGUGUGAACAUCAUUAAUUAUGCUAGUCCAGUCGCAUUAAAAAAAUCUAAUUCAAAAUAUAUACAAUACGAAUGUAGAGAAAGUAGCACUAAUAUAUACACAUAAUUUGAUGAUAAAUAGUCUAUUUGA
This is a messenger RNA of Paramecium octaurelia, 1772 nucleotides long. NCBI's taxonomy places the organism in Eukaryota, Ciliophora, Oligohymenophorea, Peniculida, Parameciidae. The record is from the annotation of a GenBank genome assembly.